AUGGAGCCAGAACCACCUAAAGCGGGAGGGAGCGAGGAUUCGGCGCCUACCGAUGUCAUCUGCAAGCACUUAGAUGAGAAGAGUCGUUCGUUGUUCAUACAGUUUCUGCAAACAUUGGAGGCAGAAGACAAGCAGGGGAAAGGGAAGCUUGAAAAGGCUGUGGUUCUUGAGAACCUCGGCACUCUGAAAGAAUUGAAUGUCUCCCCAGAAAACACAAAACUGGCGACAGACGUGUCCUACACUCUUGGCAAGAAUGACAGCUUGAACUAUCGGCUCUUCGUGUCGAAACUCUCGGAGCUCGUGUUCCAAGACUUGGAAUCCAGCAACAUUGCGAGGGCCAAGACAGAGCUGAGGAGCAUGAGAAAUACUAUCCUGGCCUCUACUGAAGGGAACUCGAGCAGUGAGAUGAUCACGGCGGCAACGUUGAGGACGAUCCUCUCCUCGGACCCCAUAAAGUUGGACCAGCCUCUGGUGGAUUCCGUUCUUCGCCAUUGUAACUUGCAGCAAGACACCGAUGCUAUCUACCUCCUCUACUUUUUGAGGAUCUUCUGCCCGCUCCUCGAUCAAAGUCUGUUUGCAAAGAUCAACGCGAAGCUGGUCGAGAAGUAUCAAUCUCUGUCGACUGCGUUCUCCUCUCUGUCGAAGCAGAAGGGCAAGAUCACAUUGAAUCAGCUGAAGACAUUGCUCUUCGACCUUGAUCUCGGGUUGAAGGAUUCGGAGAUAUCGGAGCUUAUCAGCCUUGCAGACUCAGAUGGGAGCGGCGGGAUUGAGCUGGACGAGUUCAAUGUGAUCUUUGGGUUGAGCGAGAAGCAAGCAAAGCAGCGACAGGAGAACUUCGACAAGCUGACCAGGAGCAUGACCCAGUCCAUGAGGAGCGCGAACCAGAAGGUGAACGAGAAGUUUGCGGCUUACUUGAAGGAGAAUCAAGAGAGCGUUCAGCAAGCUCUUCGCGCCAAGGACGAAGAGCAGACAGGGCGGCUGAAAGUCCAAGACUUCAGAGAUGUUGUCCUGGAACUACCUGGAAGGCCCGUGCAAGCCUUUGAAGUAGAUAAGAUCAUCGCCUUUGUAAGUUCCUACUUGAUUCAUGCCCUUCCCCUUCGCUGUCCCCUCGCUCCUGCCCCUGCUCCUCUUUCUUGUUAUCAGUUUCUCAAGUUAUCAAACAAGGCAAACGAAAACGACAAGGAACAGAUCAACUAUGACCUGCUGGUCCAUUGGUUCUUGUCGUCUCUUUCUCAAGCGACUUCUGUAGCGGAAGCUCAGAAUGAGAUUGUGGCGAGCCUGAAGCUGCGCCUGACGGUCAUGCAACUCUCAAGAUCUCUCAACUCGAUCAGGCUGUGCCUUUCAGGAACGAUCCUAGCGAAGUUGAUCAAGAUGGCGGAUUCCGAUGGUGAUGGAUGGGUGAACUAUGCUGAUUUCUUGAACCUGCUGGGAGAAGAAGGAUCGACGAUGAGAUCGGCUGUCAACGAGCCCAGCUCGCCGUCAAGUUUGACUACCCAGCCGGAGGCGGAGAUCAAAGAUAUGAGGUUGAGAGAAGAAUCGGGAGAGUUGAAGACUGUCGAAUGGAGCGACGCGCUGGAGCAAGAGAUCAGAAUGGUAUUGAAAGGGAAGUUUGACACCAUGAACAACGCUUUCCGGACGUUUGACAAGGACAACGACGGGAAAGUGUCGAGAGAGGAGAUGCGAGAAGGGCUCUCGAAGCUGAACUUGGGCCUCAACAAGGCGCAGAUAAACGCCAUGAUAAAGAGGGCUGAUGCGGACGGCAGCGGAGAGAUCGACUACAAUGAAUUCAGGCACAUCUUUGAGGUCGGCAAGGUAGCGGAUGCGAAGAGAGACGAGGCGAGGAAGGAGGCGGAGAAGAAGGAGGAGAAGGAGAAGGAGAAGGUACGCCCGCCUCGUCGCGGUGAACUUCCAGCGGCUAAACAGAUUCCGGACGAGGAGCUCCCUCCCGUCUCCGAGGAGGCCGAGAGGUUCUUGUGGUCCUCGUUGCAGGUGAUUGUUGUUCUGGCCGUGGCUGCUGCUGCUGCUGCUGCUGAUGAUGAUGAUGAUGAUGAUUAUAACAGAUUCGACACCAUACUUGGAGCAUUCUAUUUCCUCAAGGGAAGGAAGGACGGCAAGCACGCGGACGUCAUCUCAGAGACGGAAUUCGUUUCUGGGCUUUUCAGGCUUGAAUUGACUGAGAGGAUCAAAGACACGGAGCAGGAGGAGGAGAUCAACGAGAUCUUUCAGCUUGCGGAUGUCCUCACAAGAGCGCAGAAGAAAGAAAUCCUAAUGCAGAGCAGGAACUACACGGAGGAAGCAGCCAGAAAAUUCCUCCUCAAGUUCGCUCCUGACGACCAGCGCAUCCUCGAUGCCCCUCAACGAACGAGCAGCCAGAGCGCAGUGAAGGAGAGCUUCUUCCGAAACCAUCAGGCAAUCGCCAUGUUCCGGGCGUACAACGAGAGCAAGAGCGGGUGGCUGACGCAGGGAGAAUUCGUGAACGCACAAUCGAGAUGGAAGACCGACCCCUUUGCCUCCCUCAAGCCCCAGCAGCAGCCCAGCAGGACGGCAGACAACCUCUUCAUGGACCUUCACUCCAGCUCGGCAGCGUCGCGGGAGCACGCGAGGAAGGAAGAGAUCGCCAUGCUCAACAACAAGCUCGCCACCAUCCGCUCCCUCGAGGAGAAGCUCCGCAUGCGGCAGAAGGAGGUGGAGCUCAAGGGGUCGAACCUGGAGCUGCACGAGGCGUCGCUGGCGAAGAGGGAGGCGGCGCUGCUGGAGAGGGAGAGGAGGCUGGAGGAGGCGACAGAUCAGCUGCGGGCCCAGCACGUGGAGGUUGAGAGCAUGAAGCAGGAGCUGGCAAAACAGAUGAAAGAGGUGGACUAA
Messenger RNA from Guillardia theta CCMP2712, 2862 nucleotides. RefSeq lists its product as hypothetical. The transcript is spliced from 22 exons. Gene Ontology annotation, molecular function: calcium ion binding. The coding region runs from base 1 to 2862 and encodes 953 amino acids. Lineage: Eukaryota; Cryptophyceae; Pyrenomonadales; Geminigeraceae. The record is from RefSeq and is a predicted model, not a curated record.